GAAUAACCAACUUCGUGUCAUUAAAUGUAGAGUCAGACGUGGUGGUCAUUGGCCUUUGUCUGCUUCUUCUCUUGAGAUUCGCUAGUAAAGACAUGAGAUGGCUGAGAUAUCUAAAUCAAUGGCGUGGAACGGCGAAAGAAGCAUUCAAUCAAGUUUCAACCGUCGCCAAGUUUCUCUGUUUGCUUCAUGUCACCGAUCGUUACAUAAUCUCUUCCACUCACGUCUUAAAUCAUUGCAUUGCAAGUCCUAGCAUGCUUCCCACGCUUAAUCUCACCGGCUAUAUACUUUUGGCGGAACAUUUGUCUCAUAGGUUCGGUAAGAUUGGUCUUGGCGACGUUGUAUUGGUUCGAUCUCGGACAGACCCAAAGAGAAUGUUGACAAAGCGGGUCUUGGGUUUAGAAGGGCAUAGACUCUCUUUCUAUGCUGACCCAUUGGUCCGUGAUGACUCAUUCAGCGUUGUGGUUCCAAACGGUCAUGUUUGGAUUCAAGGAGAUAACUUGCAUGCUUCAACGGAUUCACGUAAUUUUGGAUCUGUACCUUACAGUCUUACCGAAGGAAAAGCUCUUUUGCGGGUCUGGCCACCACGAUACUUUGGGUCAUUGAGGUGA
Molecule: messenger RNA, 608 nt
Organism: Eruca vesicaria subsp. sativa (arugula)
Lineage: Eukaryota; Viridiplantae; Streptophyta; Magnoliopsida; Brassicales; Brassicaceae
Source: the annotation of a GenBank genome assembly